This is a messenger RNA of Macroventuria anomochaeta, 1171 nucleotides long. RefSeq lists its product as uncharacterized. NCBI's taxonomy places the organism in Eukaryota, Fungi, Ascomycota, Dothideomycetes, Pleosporales, Didymellaceae. Bases 128 to 1081 code for a protein of 317 amino acids. The record is from RefSeq and is a predicted model, not a curated record. The transcript has a single exon.
CUGCACGCUUGCAGGUGCCUGAACGCUCCACACACACAACACAACGCCAUCUUCACAACCGACAUUGCACAUUCCAGCAUAUUAGCUGCCGACACUCACUAUCGACAAUCGCAUUACUACUAUCAACAUGGGUGACCUCACCGAGCAACAGAAUGAGCCUUUGGCCUCGAUCAGCAAAGAGGAGGCCCAGUCUCCACGCGGCCAAUCGGCCGAGGAAUCGCAGGAUGAAGUGGCUACACUUCCAGCCGACAACGCGGUUACUCCUGGCGAAGGUGUAGAUGCUGCUGCAACGUCAGCAACUGCCGGAGAGCUGGUUGCAAGCUUUCCAACUUCACCUCUGCCACAAGUCGGAGAAGUUGCAUCUGAGGCAGCUCCGACCUCCUCUGAAUGUACAGAAGUCUCAAGUCCGCUACCUGCGCUGGUUACGGAAGCCGCGCCUCAGCCUCAGCAUGAGGAUCCGCCACAUGCAGCCGGACUCGUCGAAGACCCGUUGGAGACCGGCGUACCCUCUGCCAAGCAAGAUAAAGGCAAAGGGCGCGCAGUCUCACCCCCAGAGCUGGCCGAACCAAAGCAACCUGCUUGGCGCCUAUCGCCUCAGAACGCGGACGGCUUGUUUCGUGUACCCAGUCUGGCAUUGACAAACGCGUCUGAGAGCCGCACCGUUCUUCUGCCUGCCUCGCCUCAAACGACAAAAGCACCUGUGAGAGGAGUUGGCCAGGUCCGUCUCACUGUCAGCGAAGGGUCCGAUGACUAUCCGAAGAUCGUCAGUCCACGUACCAUACGCCGCAGAGGCAGUCCAGGGUAUGAGCCACACCGUAAUUUACCCCGGCCCCAGAAUAUGAGCGACCACCGUUCCGUUACCCUGUAUGCGGGGAACCCGCUCUUCCGUCUCUGCAAGUCGGUACCUUACAUACUUGGACCCCUGGUACUAGUCACGCGGCUCCAGCUCAUUGUUGAGACACCAACUCUACUGCCAGAUGAGGUCAAAGAUCUGGUAGCCAGCAGUGGGCUUGAUGUUACCUUGCUGGCUGAAUACGACCUGGCGUUGUUGAACAUCUUGGGCUGCCUUUGGAAUGAUUAGGAAUCCAACCCCUAUAGAGAGUCCGGAUGGCUCACUACAGGCCUUCCGACGCAAUUGAAAGACGAAGCGACCUACACAGACAUGCGGUUG